AUGGCAGGGUCUGGAGGUGGUGAGAUAAGAGCGUCGAUCUUCAACGGCGAGAAUUAUGAAUUCUGGAGCAUAAGGAUGAAGACUAUAUUCAAAUCUUAUGGGUUAUGGGAGUUUGUUGAAAAAGGAGUAGAGUGCUCAUAUUCGAAUGGAGCUGAUGAAUCUGAUGAAAAGAAGAAGGAGAAUGAGGGAUCGAGUGAUGCUGCAUCUCUCUCGGAGAAGCUCAUGAAAGAUGCCAAGGCGUUGGGGCUGAUUCAAGGAGCAGUUUCUGAUGAGAUUUUCCCUUGGAUCUCUCACGAAGAAACCUCUAAGGGAGCUUGGGAUAUCUUGAUGCAAGAAUUCCAUAGUGUCAAACAGAGAUUGGAGAGACAUAAUGAGAAUAAGAUUGAGAGAGCAUUUACAAGUCUUAGUGUGAAUCCCAAACCUAUCAAUGCUUCUGGGAAUCAAGGGAAUCAAUACCAGAAGAAUUGGAAGCCAAAGUUUAAAAAGUGGGAUCAAAAGCCUAUUUACCAAUCUGGGAAGCAAAUUGCAGCUGUAGAAGGUGGCAAAAACCCUUGCAGGCACUGUGAUAAGUAUCAUCAUGGAGAAUGUUUUCUUAAAGGCAAACCUAAGUGUCAUUGUUGUGGAAAAAUAGGGCAUAUUGCAAAGGACUGCAACAACAAGAAAAAUGUUCAGCAGCUGAAUUAUGCAACUCAGGUUCUUCCUACACCAACCAUGUUCUAUCUUAAUAAUGCAGUUGAUAAGAAGUCCAUGGAAGAUGUAUGGUAUGUGGACAGUGGUUGUAGUAAUCAUAUGACUGGCAGAGAGGAUAUGCUAGUUGAUAUUGAUAGAAGCAUAACUGCAAAAGUAGAAAUGGGGCAUGACAAUUGGUUGAUGUUAUUGGAAAAUGAAGUUUGGUGGUUGACACUAAGAUAG
Molecule: messenger RNA, 912 nt
Organism: Pyrus x bretschneideri (Chinese white pear)
Lineage: Eukaryota; Viridiplantae; Streptophyta; Magnoliopsida; Rosales; Rosaceae
Exons: 2
Coding region: 1-912 (303 amino acids)
Molecular function (GO): zinc ion binding; nucleic acid binding
Source: RefSeq, a predicted model, not a curated record